Messenger RNA from Paramormyrops kingsleyae, 5533 nucleotides. NCBI's taxonomy places the organism in Eukaryota, Metazoa, Chordata, Actinopteri, Osteoglossiformes, Mormyridae. The record is from RefSeq and is a predicted model, not a curated record.
ACGUAUGAGUGCUACUAUUGGCUGUGGGAGGAAAGAGGGCGUUCCAACGACGGCGGCGUGGGUUCGCCUGUGUGACACAAUUACAACAACUUUGAGCUGGUGGUUGGGGGAAGUUUGUGAUAUUACCAAAUAAAUCCUGAUUAAAAACACCCUGCGAAAACUGCUGUAUGCAUCACAUGGCAUUGACUGCAUAAAGUAUUUUCUACAAAACAAAAAACAAUGUAAAGGGAAAUCAUUUGGAAGGCUUCUUUUUCCUAGAGGAUUUACAAUUGUUUUCACGUAUUAAUCCUGGAGGGGGGGGGGAAAGUUACUUUCCUCGUAUCUGUUUUUUCGCUCGAUUUUUAAAGAAUCGUCGGAGUCUCCCGCCCACUUUCCAGCCGCGUUUUCAUGAAAUCGUGCGGAGUGUCGCUCGCCGCCGUCGCCUGCGUUUCUGCUCGGAGUCUCGGCGCCGCUGGUGAUGAGGAAAAGAAAAUGGCGGCGGGAAAAGCGAGCGAGACCGAGGAGGACUUCCCGAGGCUGACGGCGCAGGAGAGGGACCGCCUGGUCGGGAUGGACAGCUCUCUGUUUGGAUUUCAGAGGCUUCAUGAAGAUGGCGCCAGAACGAAGGCCUUGCUGUUAAAGGCCAUUCGCUGCUAUGACUCUCUGAUCCUGAAGGCCGAGGGGAAGGUCGAUCCCGAGCUGUUCUGCCAACUGGGCCACUUCAGCCUCCUCCUGGAGGAUUAUCCGAAAGCAUUAUCUGCGUACCAGAGGUACUUCAGUUUACAGUCGGACUACUGGAAGAAUGCCGCCUUUUUGUACGGCCUUGGUAUGGUCUACUUCCAUUACAAUGCAUUUCAGUGGGCGAUCAAAGCCUUCCAGGAGGUGCUGUACAUCGACCCCAGCUUCUCUCGGGCCAAGGAGAUCCACCUGCGCCUUGGACUCAUGUUCAAAGUCAACACAGACUGCGAGUCGAGCCUGAAGCAUUUUCAGCUGGCUUUAAUUGACUCAAACCCCUGCACUUUGUCCAAAGCUGAAAUUCAGUUCCACAUCGCUCACUUGUAUGAGAUCCAGAAAAAGUACCGUGCCGCCAAGGAGGCGUACGAGAACCUCCUGCAGACGGAGAACCUCCUGCAGACAGAGAACCUCUCGGCGCAGGUGAAGGCUGCCACGCUGCAGCAGCUGGGUGAGUAGCAUCAUGCUGUCUGGUGUCCUCACUGAAGCCCCCACCCAGCUACAGUCCCUCAGGCUCUGUUCCGCUUCUGUCUGUGUACAAUCUAACCCCCGCCUCCACCCCCCAGGUGCUAUUCGAGUAUUGGCAAGGUCCAGGAUGCCUUCAUCUCCUACCGCCAAUCCAUCGACAAGUCGGAAGCCAGCGCUGACACGUGGUGCUCAAUAGGUGUGCUCUACCAGCAGCAGAACCAGCCGAUGGAUGCCUUGCAGGCCUACAUCUGUGCGGUGCAGCUGGACCACGGUCACGCCGCCGCCUGGAUGGACCUGGGCACCCUGUACGAGUCCUGCAACCAGCCCCACGACGCCAUCAAGUGUUACAUCAACGCGACACGCAGCAAAAACUGCAGCAACAGCGCCGCCCUCCUGGCCCGCAUCAAAUGCCUGCAGGCUCAGUUGUGUAACCUCCAACAGAGUAGUCUGCAGAGUAACAGUAAAAUGCUUCCCAGUAUAGAGGAGGCAUGGAGCUUACCAAUCCCAGCAGAGCUAACAUCCAGGCAGGGCGCCCUGAGCACGGCCCAGCAGGCCUGUAAACCGCACCAGGGGGGUGCCGGCGAGGCGGCCCUGGGGCAGCCACCCGUGCCACCCCCGGCGCUGCCGCUGCACGCGGGGCCCGCCGACGAGCGCUCCAGCCCGGCCAAGCGGAAGCGGACGUUGAGCCCAGAGAAGAACCCCCCCGAAGCCUGGGUGGGCAGCCCAGUGGCGCGGGCAGCCCAUCAGCAGCAGCAAGCCCCAAGCUGGUACCUGACGCCUCAGAAACUGCAGCUCCUGGAUCAGUUACGGGCCAGCCGAGCAAAUCUGAAACCUUUUCAGCUCCAGAUGCUGGAACAGCUGGAGAGCCAGUUCAGUCUCAUGCAACAGCGCCAACAGCAGGUGAGACACGCUGCUGCCAUCGGCCAGGUGCGACUGCCCGUGCCCAACGGUCCUGGGCCGGGUCCCCCGCCGCCUGCUCACGUCGCAGCCCAGCACCCCCACGGGGCUGCUUCUCGCAUGCCUGGCCCCGCCUGCCCUGGGCCGCCACUCUCCAAUGGGCCCUUCCCACCUGGCUCUGUCCCCUCCGGGGGUGGUCACCAUGCGCCGGGGCUGGGGAGCAAUGGAAACGUGCCUUACCUGCAGCAGAACGCACUACCUCACGCCCGCCCGACGCCAGCUGGCUAUGCCGAAGAGCCAUGGGCAGACCGACAUGUCACUCAGGGGCUUCAGAAAGUUCCGGGUUGGUGUCCCGCUGCCCCCAAUGGCAAACAGACUUUCUCUCUCACUGGGACGUCCCCCAAUUCCCAGUCAGCUGGCACCGGUGCUCAGAAUCAGGUCCGGCAGCCCAGCGUGCCGAGCGACUCGCCGCCACAGGGGGGCGCUCACAAUCACCUCCCCCCCCCUCCCCACACGCCUACCUCAGGUGGACAGCAAGGCGUCCCCUUAACCAAAGAGAGCGGGCCUUCAGGGAACGGCACGCCAAGCAGUGUCGCCGUCGCUGUUGACGGGCUGCCUAAUCACGUCCAUCAGGCAGCGGCGGGCGCCGCCCCCAGCCCUGGCCCCGCCCCCACGGGGCCCCGGACUCCGGGCCCUGGGCUCACUUCAGACAAUCCUCAGCUCUCUGCCUUGUUGACGGGAAAAGCCGGUAACGGCGGCCCCAGCGAGAGGCUCAACAACAUCCAUCCGGCCGCCCGCGGCCCCAGGGCCCCGGGGGACACCCCCUCGCCCCCCCCAAAGCCUGCGGAACCCAGCGCCACCAGCCUUAAUGGCCCCCCCUCGGGCCCGGGACCUACAGUAAACGGGAGGGGCUCGGAUGACUCGCGGAGCCCCCUAGCGGCACAUCCGCCCAUACCUGGACGCAAACCCAUUCUGAGCCUGGCACCCUCGUCCUCUGUCUCCAUCUACCCGAGUUCCGCAGAUGUGCUCAAGGCUUGCAGGAAUCUGGGCAAGAACGGCCUGUCGAGCAGCAGCAUCCUGUUGGGGAAGUGCCCCCCUCCGCGGGUGCCGGCUGCUCCCACCCCCCCACUGCCAAAGGACAAACUGAACCCCCCCACGCCAAGUAUUUAUCUGGAGAACAAGAGGGAUGCCUUUUUCCCGCCCUUGCACCAGUUCUGCACGAACCCGUCCAACCCGGUGGCGGUGAUCCGAGGGCUGGCUGGCGCACUCAAACUGGACCUGGGCCUCUUCUCCACCAAGACGCUGGUGGAGGCCAAUCCCGAGCAUCUGGUGGAGGUGCGGACACAGCUGUCCCAGCCUGCCGACGAGAACUGGGACGCCACAGGCACCCGCAAGGUGUGGCGCUGCGAGAGCGGCCGCUCGCACGCCACCAUCGCCAAGUACGCUCAGUACCAGGCUUCGUCCUUCCAGGAGUCCCUGCGGGAGGAGAACGAGAAGAAAGGACAGAAGGACCACUGGGACGCGGACUGUGCCUCCUCGGACAGUGUGGGCAGGAGACGGAAAGGCCCCAUUAAGUACAUCAAAUUUGGGACCAACAUUGACCUGUCAGACGAGAAGAAGUGGAAGCUGCAGCUGCAGGAGCUGAGCAAGCUGCCUGCGUUUGCCCGCGUGGUGUCUGCGGGGAACCUCCUCAGUCACGUGGGGCACACCAUCCUGGGCAUGAACACCGUGCAGCUCUACAUGAAGGUUCCCAGCAGCCGCACGCCAGGUCACCAGGAGAACAACAACUUCUGCUCCGUCAACAUCAACAUCGGGCCGGGGGAUUGCGAGUGGUUCGCUGUGCCGGAGCUCUACUGGGGCGUCAUGAAUGACUUCUGUGAGAAGAAUAAUAUCAACUUUCUCAUGGGCUCCUGGUGGCCCAACCUGGAGGAUCUGUACGAGGCCAACGUGCCCGUCUACCGUUUCAUCCAGCGUCCGGGAGACCUGGUGUGGGUCAACACGGGCACGGUGCACUGGGUACAAGCCAUCGGCUGGUGCAACAACAUCGCCUGGAACGUGGGGCCACUCACAGCCUACCAGUACAAGCUCGCCGUAGAGCGAUACGAGUGGAAUAAGCUCCAGAGUGUAAAAUCCAUCGUCCCCAUGAUUCACCUGUCCUGGAACAUGGCCAGGAACAUCAAAGUGUCAGACCACAAGCUUUUUGAGAUGAUCAAGUACUGCCUCCUGAGGACCCUGAAGCAGUGUCAGAUGCUGAGGGAGGCUCUCAUCUCCGCUGGAAAGGAGGUGCAGUGGCACGGAAAGACCCGGGAGGAACCGGCACACUACUGCAGCAUUUGUGAGGUGGAGGUCUUCAACCUGCUCUUCGUCACCAGUGAGAGCAACUGGCGUAAGACCUACGCGGUGCACUGCCAGGACUGCGCCCGCAAGGCCAGCGCCGAUCUGCACGCCUUUGUGGUGCUGGAGCAGUACAAGAUGGAGGAUCUCAUGCAGGUGUACGACCAGUUCACGCUGGCCCCGCCUUUGCCUCCUCCCUCAUCUUGACGUCGACAUUUCCUGCCCGGCGGACCGUGCGCGGGAAGUCGAGGAGGCCUUUCUGAUAUUCAGGAAGCCGGCCGGUCCAGAUGCCGCUGGGCUCUGUAGCUAAUCCUACGAGGCUGCGUCUGGAAGCUUCUGUCUAUGCAACCUGCCGCCCCAGCGAUGGGAGGGCGGGGGGACCCUCCGGGACACUCGACAGCCCCCCUGGCUGUAUGCAUAUAGAGCCCAUUGGGAGGAAGUGCCCCUUUUGUACAUAUCGAUACCUUCACCGGUCACAACUGGCAACGUAACACAAAGACUACUGACCCGAAUCUCCGUUUUCUAUUGUUUUUGGGCUGAUAUGAAGUUUUUUUUUUUUUUUUUCUUUUUCCCUUCUUCCUCUUCUCCUCCCUAUACCCACGAAAUGAAUACUAGCUUGGCUGGUCUUUUUUUGUAUAGUAGAUAGACAUUUUAAGUCUAUUUGGACAACAAAGCAACAAAGAAAAAUGGGGAAAAAAAAUUUGUAAUGUGAAAAGUUAGGUGGUAUAAUUUUUUACGGCUUUGGUUUUACGUCGUUAUUUUUGGAACCAUGUUGGUAAAUCUUUCGGUUUCUUAGUUAAAAUUUUUAAAAAAGAGGUAAAAAUCAAGGACGACAGCCAAGUGAAGAGAAUGGGUUGCACAUAGACUAAGAAUUAAACAUUAAUUUGUGAUUUUCUUUGUUUCUAAUCUUGAUGUAAAUUUACACUAUUUAUAAAUACAUAUUUAUUGCUUGGAAAUAUUUGUGGAUGGAAUGCUGUUAUUUUUCCCAGAGUACCUGCCAUUAAAUUUUAAGGAGUUCUGUCAUUUUACGCACCAACUCCUAUUUACCUUUUCUAUAUAUAAAUGAAACUGCUUAGCAACCUUGUACAGAAACAUCAUUAAAAUUGUUUUAUUGUUUGCUGUA